This is a messenger RNA of Centruroides sculpturatus (bark scorpion), 1463 nucleotides long. Its product is annotated as thyroid adenoma-associated protein homolog. The transcript is spliced from 10 exons. The record is from RefSeq and is a predicted model, not a curated record. Gene Ontology annotation, biological process: tRNA methylation. NCBI's taxonomy places the organism in Eukaryota, Metazoa, Arthropoda, Arachnida, Scorpiones, Buthidae. Gene Ontology annotation, cellular component: cytosol. Bases 87 to 1268 code for a protein of 393 amino acids.
AGUAGAGUUGUACACGUGUUCGUUUGUUUUCUUUUUAACGCAUUAUUGAGAAGACACGAAAAUGGAAAUGAAAAAGAAAUCAGAAUAUGAAACAACCAUUUUCGAUCUCGACAUUUUACAUUUUAACAGAAUGGAUUGGGACAUAUUUAGAAAAAAUUGAGCCAGAGGCUACAGAAAUAGAAAUUGCAAUAAUUGAAAUUUUACCAAUGAUGUACAUACAAACCAGUUCUAGAAGUCCUCUGAAAAAAACUUUAUCUAGUAUUUUGAGAAACAUUCCUGAUUAUCACAAUGAACGAAUGAAUAAAGCAUUAAAAAAUUAUCUUGAUUUGAUUUGUACAUCUGAAGAUUUAUCAUUGUCUUCAAUAAAACACACUACUGAAAACUUACAUCUCUGUAUGGAUAAUUUAUAUAUUGGUAAUAAUUACAUUUUAGAAAAUUAUGUAAAUGUUUUUGCUUUUAUCAAUAAAUCACUUGAUUUUAUUCUGGAGUCUUUAAGAAAGGAUAUUAGUCCACAAGAGAUGACAGAUGUAUAUAAUAUUUCUCUUAAUGUAAUUAAAACUUUGACAGUGAUUUUACAACAGUUUUUUUUACAACUUCAAAAUCAUUUGAAGAAUAAUGAUAAGAAUUGUAUAUUAUAUUUAAUAAAUAUAUACAAGUGUCUUGAAAAACUUCUUGCAGAAGAAUCUACUUUACUGAACUGUAAAAUAAACUGUGGUAUUGCAUUACCACUCCUUAUUAAACUUACAGAUAUGAAAAUAUUUUCUAUGGUAAAUAAUCAAAAUUCAAUGUCAUAUAAUUUUGAAGAUCAAUUUUCAAAGUAUGUUUACAAGUUUCCAUCAUCUUCCCAAUUAUGUCUUUGGAGUGGUAUUUUAGCAGGAAUGCCUAUUAAAGAACUUACAAGACCAAAUUCAAAUCAGAAAAAUUUUUUUGUUAAUAUUAUUUUACCAGAAAUUUGGAAAUUAACUGAAAGUAUUAAUGAUUCAUCAAUGAGUCUUGCAUGUUCAAGAAUAAUUCAUCAGUGGACAGAUGUGGCAUGCAAAGCAUUGCUUGAAAAAACCUACUUUACUCAUUUGUCUAAACAACUUUCAGGAGAUAGCAUAGUAAUAAAUGAAUUGUUGAAAUACAUCUGGAGUCACUGGGAUCAUUUUGUCGAUGUAAGUUUGAUCAACGUUCUAUUUCAUUUUAGGGUAUUUAUUAUGUUUCUCAUAUAUCAUUGUUCUGUUAUAGGUACAUUCUGUCUUUUGAAUAACCUUUCUCUUGCCUAUUAGUUUAUUUAAAAUAAGCAUUUUAUAAGAACAGAACUAAUUUUAAAUAUGAAAAUAAAAACUUCAUGUAGUAUAAAAUAUAAUCAUUAAGAACACGAUAUUGAUAUUUGAUAAAUAUUCAUUUGAUUGAAAUAUUUUUAUUUCUUAUCAAUAUACAGCAUGUCCCUUCAAGACUGCAUAAAUUCUGCAGAGUGAGAA